GCUCAGAGGAGGAGCCUUCACCUGCGCCGGGGUCUUUUUUGACCUGUGGGUGUGAUUUUUAGUAUUAUAAUGAAGACAGUUCACUUCAAGACACCUUAAAAGUCAGUUUCAUUGCCAAGCUGGUUCAUCAAAUAUAGUCUCUUUGCCAAGCUGUCAGGUAACUCAUUCUUGGUACAAUCCGUCCUGCAUGUUCUCCUUUGAUCUUUUAAACAGAACCAAGUCCUGGCUUUACUCAUGAACUCCGUAUUGUUAAUGAAGGUCAAUCUGACCCGUGUUCAAGAUCCUAAUCUGUACAUUAACUAUACCAGCAGCACAUGUACAAUAUAUCACUGCUGUUGAGGGGACGGGACUUCUUUGUCCUCCCACUUGUUGGAGGGAGCUAGGGGCAGAACUCCGUGUCGAUGGGCAGGAUGGAAACCCCGCCGGGCAGCGCUGAGGCCAGCCCGGUGUGGAAAUGGCGGCGCUGGUCUCGCACGAGGGGACAGCCCGGCUGCGGGGUUCGGGGGAGCGGCCGCCCCGAGCCCGGGUGCCCCGCGGGAUGGGACGGGGCGGGCUGAGCGCUCGCCGGCCGGCCCCGCUCCCUCUCCGGCACCAUUUCAGCGCCGCGCCCGCACCCCGCGCCGCCGGCGGGAAAUGGCGGCGCCCGGGGCCGGGACAGCGCUCCACGGGGCGGCUGGCGGAGCCGCGGCCCCGCCCGAGGGCCCCCGCCAGGCCCCGCCUGCUCGGCGGCGUUGGGGCGGUGCCGGCCCGGCCCCAGUGAGGGAUGGCGGCGGCGCGGAGAGUGGGGGCUGCGGACCCCCGCGCCGGGUUCAGGCGGGAGGCGGCAGAGCCGGGCCCCGCCGUGCCGCAGGGGCUGAUCCGGGCGGCUCGGAAGAGCGGGCAGCUGAACCUGUCGAGCCGGAGCCUCAGUGAGGUGCCUCAGCAUGUGUGGCGGAUAAAUUUGGAUACUCCAGAAGAAGCUCAUCAGAAUCUCUCUUUCGGUGCUGCGGAUCGGUGGUGGGAACAAACAGAUCUGACCAAGCUGAUACUGGCCUCAAACAAACUGCAGUGUCUUUCAGAGGACGUCAAACUUCUGCCUGCGCUCACUGUUCUGGAUGUGCAUGAUAAUCAACUGACGUCACUGCCUUCUGCUUUAGGACAGCUAGAGAAUCUUCAGAAACUUGAUGUCAGCCACAACAAACUGAAAAGUAUCCCAGAAGAGCUGCUGCAGCUGUCACAUUUGAAGAGCCUCCUUCUUCACCACAACGAGCUGAGUCUCUUGCCAGAUGGAUUUGGCCAACUUGUCAGUUUAGAGGAAUUAGAUGUGUCCAACAACCAUCUCACAGACAUUCCGACAAGUUUUGCUCUGCUCAUUAACUUGGUGCGACUCAAUCUGGCUUGUAACCAGCUCCAGAGCCUGCCUGCAGACCUCAGUGCCAUGAAAAGCUUGAGACAACUGGAUUGUACUAAAAACUACCUGGAAACAGUGCCUUCUAAACUAGCAACUAUGGCAUCUUUGGAACAACUUUAUCUGAGAAAGAACAAACUGCGUUCCUUACCAGAAUUUCCCUCCUGCAAGUUACUGAAGGAACUGCAUGCUGGUGAAAAUCAGAUUGAAAUAUUAAAUGCAGAGAAUCUGAAGUAUCUCAUUUCCCUCUCUGUGCUGGAACUCAGAGACAACAAGAUAAAAUCAGUUCCUGAUGAAAUCGCUCUGCUUCAGAAGCUCGAGCGACUUGACCUCUCCAACAAUGAUAUCAGUAGGUUGCCUUAUACACUGGGGAACCUUCCCCAGUUGAAAUUCCUGGCAUUAGAGGGAAAUCCUUUGAGGACCAUUCGGAGAGACCUUUUGCAAAAAGGCACCCAGGAGCUUCUGAAAUACCUGAGAAGCAAAAUCCAAGAUGAUGUAACCAGCUCAAAUGAGGAGCCUCCUGUGACAGCCAUGACCCUUCCAAGUGAGUCCAGGAUUAACAUGCACGCCAUAACCACACUGAAAUUAUUGGAAUACAGUGAGAAACAGGCAGCUGUGAUUCCUGAUGAGAUGUUCAAUGCAGUCAGAAGCAAUCCUGUCACCACAGUCAACUUCAGCAAAAACCAGCUGAGUGAAGUUCCUCCAAGGAUUGUGGAGCUGAAAGACUCAGUUUGUGAUGUCAGCCUGGCCUUCAACAAAAUCUCCUCCGUUUCCCCCGAGCUUUGCAUGCUCCAUAAAUUGACACAUUUGGAUAUCAGAAAUAAUUUCUUGACAUCUCUACCUGAGGAGAUGGAGGCACUGACAAGACUGCAAAUAAUAAAUCUUUCUUUUAAUAGGCUUAAAGUAUUUCCCAGCGUCCUUUAUCGCAUCCCAGCACUGGAGACAAUCCUGCUGGCUAACAAUCAAGUUGGGGCCAUAGACCCUCUGCAGCUACAGAAGAUGGACAAGCUGGGAACACUGGACCUUCAGAAUAACGACCUCCUUCAGGUGCCACCAGAGCUUGGAAACUGUGAAACGCUGAGGACACUCCUGCUGGAGGGCAAUCCCUUCCGCACGCCCCGGGCAGCCAUCCUGGCCAAAGGAACCGCCGCGGUGCUGGAGUACCUGCGGAGCCGCAUUCCCACCUGAUGCACCAGCAGCACGGGCCCUGGCCAGCCUGGGGCAUCCCAGCACUGUCCUAUCUGACCAAAUGCCACGGGGUUUUCCUGCCUGCCUCCUGCUCCAUCAAUUCCUUGUUACCCUGCCUGUGCCAGGAAGCGUUUGUAGCAGGAACCGUCUAUGAACUGUUUUCCCCUCGAGCUGCAUGUUUCAGGAGUGCAUUUUAAAGUACUACAACACAUGUUUACACUUUUUGUGAUACAGAUGCCACUGCGAGCUGCCUUCAGUAAUGUGACAAUGGUUUUUUUCUACAAUCAAGCUGAUUUUUAAAUAGAAUUGUCAACAUCAAAGUAGUUGAGCAAAAGCCAGAAGUAACCACUUUGAUUUUUGUAUGCCUGUUUUAUAACCUUCCCCAAGGUAUUUAGUCUCUCUCCACUGCUGCCUCAGUGGUGAGUCUACUCUGCUGCAGCCGUGCAGUGAGGGUUACGUGUGAGGUGCACUGUGGGCUCUGUGUGUCACACCUGCACAUAAGCAGGCUGUGGCUGAUGGUGGUAGCUGCACUGAAAAAUAAACAUUCCCUGGUGGCUGUUUGGGUUGGUUUAAUUCAAGCAUAUGCUGUAAUUAAGUUGUGUAGCUGGUAGGGUUCAUAGACUUUUCAUUUUCUGUUUAAAUGCACUUCCAUGUCCUGAAAGCAAUACCUUUAGUGGUGGUAGUAACACAUCACGGAUGUUAGUGAUGGCAGAGGGAGGGCUGCUUGCAGAUCCAUCACUUUUCCAUGAGGCAGCUCCAGGCGGAUGAAUGGGAAGUGGCAGCAGGUACCAGAGGGGCUGUUGUAGGGGGCUGAGUGGGGUUUGUUUCUCAGGCUGAGCACACCAGGGGGAACAGCCGCCUGUCCCGUGGCUGUGUUGCCCUAUGUCUGGUGUCGGUGCCAAGGUACCUGCAUUGCUGCUGGCACUUGAGCAGCAUCACCUCUGUGUUCCCAGUACUGCCCUGUCCUUUGCUGCCAGCAAACUAUGUUUAAUGCUGUCCCUAUGGAUGACUAGUGCUUCUAACUGCAAACUGCUGACUUUUGUGCAAUGAAGAACAAGCGUUCAAGUAAAAGAUGUCCCUCCUAAGCUUCAGGAACAGAAGUACACCUCACUUCUCUGUUCAGCUGUAUGCAGGCUGCCGGGCUGAUGUGGAAUGGAGAUCCUGUCUGUGGUACGUGUUUAUAACUGAAAAAUACAUGUUAUGGAAGCAUUUUCCUUUCUCCACCCAAUGUCUCUGUAACAGCAGAAUUUAACGUGGUUCAACAUUAAACUUUCCAGGUUUUGGAUGUGCUCAGAGUUAACAUAAAAUACAGUGACCUCAUCCUCAGGUUUAGCAGCACCUCUCAGUGAGAGCGAGGGGCUCUUGAUGUACCUUGUGCACGGCUGCACCAACCGUGACCGGUGGAGAGGGACCAGACCAGGCCAGCACAGCUGGGCAUAGAGACCUGCAGCAGGUACUGACCUGCUCCGAAAGGAGAGGGGCUGUGGGGUGCUGGACAGGGAGUGGAAGGAAGGAGUUUUCUGUGAGAAAUACCCGGUAGUGUCUAGAGCAGAAGGAAUGAUGGUGUGUUUGAGCUCCAACAAGCCAGGAGCUGCUCUGUGGUUACUUGGGGGCUGAAACUGCUGCUGCUUUCCCGCCCUCACUCUGCUCUUGUUCUCCCAUCUCUCCUACAGCAUUUGUACCCACAGAGCAGUGAACGCUGAGCUGCUCCUCACACACGUGCAGCCGCCCCCUCUCCAUAUCUGAUUCUCACCCACAGCUAUGGCUGACCGAGGGGAGCUGCUCCGUUUCCAAGGCUCUGGUAAUUACAGAGAGUCUCUCCCUCAGCCACCGCUUGGUUUGCUGGUGGAUGAGGCUGAGGGUGAAGGCACCGGGCUGCCAGGGGAUGGGUCACCACCAGCCAGCUCGCUCCCAACAGCCUUCUCUGAGAACUCAGCUCCCUUCCAGCAGUGAAAGAUGACAAGCUUAAUUACAAUAAGGGCUCAUCGGCGGUGGGACAGGGAGCACUGCGGUGGAACACAGCCCCCCACGUCAGCCCAGCCUGCAGGAGCCUGGCUCUGACCCAGCUCCAUUAGAGACACGACAGACGCCUGAGCCAGCAGCAGUUCUGUGCUGUCGGGAUGCUCUCUUGGGACAGCACUGGGAUGUGGACCCGAAGGGUCUUCCAGCUGUGUGCUUGGGUUGGGAAGCUUUCCCCAGGCCAGGCCAGCAUCACCCCCGGGACUGAACCUGCUCCCCCUGAGCCACGUUACCCGACUGAAGGAACAUACAAAAGUUAAAGCCUCCUUGACAGCAACACAGUGACCGGGGCGAGCACGGCUGGACCAGCGAGAAAACACAGAACAGGGUAAGACUGGGGGGCACAGGGAAUGGAACUAAAGGGCCUGUCAUUGAAUUAAAACCUUAAAUAAUGAAAUCAGCAGCAACAAAAGGUGUUUUACUGCCACCCAUCACAACCUUCUUCCAUUUCUGACCAUACCUGCCUGAACUCACUGCUCGCCCACUGAGUGUGUUCCCAUGGGAUCAACUAAUGUGUCAAACGACAGAAGUUAACCAAUUUCAUCUCAGUUCUUUGUGUAGGUCCCAGAGUCGAGUGUAAUUUAUUAAGUAUCUCACCCUGUAUAGUGACAUUUUUACUAAUUCAUAUGGAGCCAGCUAUACACACUGCAUAUGUACAGGUAUUUUCAUAAGGCAUAUAAUAUCUUUGCAUUGAAAAUAAAUGAACAUUAGUAAAUUUAAUUUAAUAUAUACUUUCUUUGAGGUGUUUAUGAAAA
Messenger RNA from Strigops habroptila (Kakapo), 5349 nucleotides. RefSeq names its product leucine rich repeat containing 40 (gene LRRC40). The transcript has 17 exons. The record is from RefSeq and is a predicted model, not a curated record. NCBI's taxonomy places the organism in Eukaryota, Metazoa, Chordata, Aves, Psittaciformes, Psittacidae. Bases 764 to 2575 code for a protein of 603 amino acids. Gene Ontology annotation, molecular function: protein binding.